AUGGAGCGAAAAGGUAUUUUUCUCCCCCCUUUUUCUUCAUUUUCAUUUGAUAUACAUGUAUAUCUAAUGAUUUUCUUCUCUAAUUUUUCUCAAUAAUUUUCAAAUUUUUAGGCCGAAAACUACCGGGUAUGAAGAUUCUUAUGCCAGAUGCGGUUGAAACACCAACCAUGAAUCUUGAAGACAGAUGUAAAAUCAAGUUGACAAAUGAAUCAGAAGAGAUUGAAAUUGUGGCGACGGAUUUGGUUGUGAUCGAAGAAUUGGGCAAAGGUGGAUAUGGAAUUGUUGAAAAAAUGCGACAUGUUCAUAGCAAUCUUAUUAUGGCUGUUAAGGUUUGUUGUUUUUUCUAAUACUUAAAUUUAAAAAUUAAUUUCAUUUUUUUUCAGCGAAUAAAAUCUUCGAUGAAUGAUCAAUCUCAAAAACAAAUGUUGACAGAAUUGGAUGCUUGUAAACGAAGUGAUUGCUGUCCACAGGUAGGUGUUUUAUAUAUUUUUGAACAUGCAGAUCGAUAAGGAGAGGCGUUAGAGAAGAAAAUUAGGGACUUGGAGAACACAAAAACUUCUAGAACUGAUGUUUGGAAUAGUGCGGAAACGGUGAUGACGUAGAGAAAACUUGUAGUCUUACGAUAGCAUUACAUUUUUGCGGCACAGGAAUUGGGCUAAUCCGGAAAAAAAUUAAAUAGAAUUUCAAAGAUGGUUCUAUCCAGUCACGUACCAUCGGACUAUUUAGGAUUCAUAUGAAAAAAUGACCUUUCUGAAUCAGCCUAGAUGUUCGAGUUCCAAUCAUGAAAUUUCCAGACCUUGGAAAUUUAUGAGGUUCAGAAGUUAUAUUCUCAAUGAAAUUUUGCAAUCCCAUUUUUUGUAGUGGUUGUUCUUUGAACUUUUGUUAGGAAAAAAGUAUUCUCCAAGUCUGCACUAAAUUUCAAAAUGCAAUUUUCCAGAUGGUCAGAUUCUACGGCGCAAUGUUUCGUGAAGGAGAUGUGUGGAUUUGUAUGGAAGUAAUGGACACGUCACUCGACAAAUUCUAUCGACAAGCAUACAAAUUAGGCAAAAAGAUACCAGAAGCGUUUAUCAGCAAAAUGUCGUUGUCAGUCAUCGAAGGAUUGAAUUUCAUGAAAGAACAAUUGAAUUUGAUUCAUCGCGAUGUGAAACCAUCGAAUAUUUUAUUGAAUAGGCAUGGUCAAGUGAAAAUUUGCGAUUUUGGUAUCUCUGGACAUUUGACAAAUAGUUUAGCAAAGGUGCGUUAUACGAGAGAAUUUUCAUUAAAAAAAAGAAACGAUUUCAGACAGUUCAAGCGGGUUGUAAGCCUUAUAUGCCACCAGAGCGAAUUGAUGGCGAGACAAAAACUGCAUAUGAUGUUCGAGCUGAUGUAUGGAGCUUGGGAAUAACUAUCAUUGAAAUUGCUACUGGAACACACCCCUACGCAAAAUGGAAAACACCAUUUGAUCAAUUGAAACAAGUGGUUCGAGAGCCCCCUCCAAAACUUCCAAUGAAUGAAGGUUUCAGUGAAGAAUGCCAAUUAUUUGUUCAAAGAUGGUGGGUAGUUUGUUUUGCUCAUUAAAAUUAAUUGAACUGGGAUUUCACUCAAAAUGAAAACGUCACUCAAAAAACAGAAAUUAAAAAUAGAACUUACUUGCAGCCUCGAAAAGGAUUAUAACAAUCGACCAAAAUAUCCCGAACUUCUUGCGAUGAAAUUUAUUGAAGCGGCGAGAAAUGACAAGCAAUUCAGUAUGAGUCGAUUUAUCAAUGAGGUAGACAACAAGAAAAAAAUGAAAUGUGAAAUAAUUUCUCAUCAUAAUAUUUUUAUAGAUUCUCGACAUGUAA
Messenger RNA from Caenorhabditis angaria, 1820 nucleotides. Lineage: Eukaryota; Metazoa; Nematoda; Chromadorea; Rhabditida; Rhabditidae. The record is from the annotation of a GenBank genome assembly.